UUUACCCAACAUUUUGUAUUUGAAUAUUUGUUAAAACCGUAUCUGUGUAUUUCUAGGAUUUAAUUAUUAUCCAUUAUCUGUUAUUCCUUUCACUCCUACACGAUUGUUUAUAUGCUACCCCUUCGUAUUAUCACACAUCCCCAUCCUGUGUACUCUGUCAUAACGGCGCUACGGAGGGUUUCCCCUUGACACUCUUGCUCCAGAUGUCUCUCCCCAUCAGCUCUCACACUCCUUUCUUGUCUGGUGCUGUUGGAGGAAAGAGUAAGCUGCGUUUCAGUCCUUGAGAAGUGCAGCGUCGUGUCACUUUCGGCGGUGACCGUGAAGCGUUACUUGCGUGAACUUCGAGAGGAUUGCCUAGCCAGUGUGUGUGCUGCAUCUGGCCACCCUAGUCACUGAUAUCCGUGUUGUGCGUUAUCUAAGAAUAUUGUAUUGAUGGGUUACUCUCCGAAUUGUGUUUGCGGACAGUAACUAUUUAUAAGUUAUCUACAUACGUGUGUCGUUUUCAAGUGUGAUUUGUGAAGUAUCUCUUGUUCCACCAUCUGGACCUCAGUUUGGAAGCUUUUUUGUGGUGCAGAAACUUGCAUACGUGUGUAGGUUUGAAAGUGCUACCUUGGUGUUACUGUAAGGCCUUUUGUCACUUCUUCGUGCCUGAGUUUGGACGAAGCAGCGACAAUGAGCCGAGAAGAAUUGUCUCGGCCUAGAUCGGCCAGCAGCGGCAGUGAGGUUAAGAAACACCAGGCACUGACCGCCACUCAAUCCGAUCCUCUCGAUACCAGUUCUUACUUCAUGAUUGAGGGACCAAGCUGCUCGCGGGGAAGAAGGAUGGACCGGCUCAGACGAAGCUUCCGUGAGAGUUUCCGGAAGAAGAAGGACCAUCACGUGACGGAGGCUUCCAAACCCCACCAAUGGCAGACAGACGAGGCCUCAGUCAGGGCGGGCACGUGUUCCUUCCCGGUCAAGUACUUGGGCUGUGUGGAGGUGUUCGAGUCCCGGGGGAUGCAGGUGUGUGAGGAGGCCUUGAAGGUGCUCAGGAACUCCCGCCGGCGGCCCGUGCGGGGAAUGCUGUAUGUGUCUGGUGAUGGACUGCGAGUUGUGGAUGAUGAGACCAAAGGUCUGCUUGUGGACCAGACUAUAGAGAAGGUGUCAUUCUGUGCUCCGGAUCGCAACCAUGAAAAGGGAUUCUCAUACAUCUGUCGCGAUGGCACAACUCGCCGGUGGAUGUGUCAUGGAUUCUUUGCUGUCAAGGAGUCGGGUGAGAGGCUGAGUCAUGCUGUUGGGUGUGCCUUUGCCGCCUGUCUGGAGCGCAAGCAGAAAAGGGACAAGGAAUGUGGGGUUACCAUGUCCUUUGACCCAGCCACCUCCACCUUCACCCGCAGUGGCUCCUUCAGACAGAUGACAGUCACUGAGCGACUGUCAGACCCUCAGGAGUGGAAGCCAAUUGACCCAGUGCCCGUCAAGAAAGUGGACAACCCCCAUGCCAUUGCCCGGCCCCAUGCCACGCCCCUGAUGCUGCAGCGGCAGGGGUCCUUUAGGGUGUUCCAGCACCUCAACCAGUCACCUUUCAAGAGGCAGCUGUCCCUGAGGCUAAAUGACCUUCCCUCAAACUUGGAGAGAACACGCUCCAUGUCUCUUGACAACAACGCUGCAAAUAACACCAACGACAUCAUUGCCACCACCAACAAUAACAACCAGCCACCUCCAGAGAGUCCCCAGCCCCCACCACGCACUCACAGGAAUAGACUCCACUCGCUACCAAAUGCAGUUAACAUGACUCCCAUCCCCGAGAGUUCCCCUGUGGUGGAGAACAAGCAGGGUGAUGCAGUGUCAGCAAUGUGUCAGGAACUUUCAGCUGGGCUGUCUCUCCUUUCCAACUUCACUGAUCCAUUCUCAUCUCCCGAAAAUACCUCCCCGGCCCACACCACUGCCUCCACCAGCUCAGUCACCACUACCACCCUCACCAGCUACACCAACACUGGGGGCACUGUCACAGCCAACCAGCACAUCAUCCCUCCCAACUCCCAAGUAUUGCUUCCAUCAGUUGAGCCAAUUCGUGAGGAGAACCCUUGGGCCAGUGCAGAGGUGAAUGGUCAUGCCAGUGAGGGGAAGAACAAGUCCCUAGGAGAGGAGUGGCUGUCCCAGAUCAACCCACAGACCAAGGUCAUCAAUGGCACUGCUUCUCCUCCUAUUGGACUUCAGUCAGCUGCUGCCACCACCACUGCCACCACCACCACCACCGUUGUUGCUCCACCCCGCCACAACCCUCCACCUCUGGCCCAGCUGAGGUCUGUCUCCCUUGGUGUUACUCCUACAUACGCCUCAAUGGGAAGUGGCAGAAGUGUGAUGGGUGCCCCCUGGACCAACUCAAAUGGGACAGGAGGGUCUGGUGCAGUCCCUCCAACAGGCCCCGUGGGAUCUGAUCCUUUUGAGGCCGAGUGGGCGGCACUAGCAACAAGAAAUGCAAAUCCUAACAACCCUUUCCUUCCAAACACUGUCACCAAGGCUUUUGAGGUACAAAUGUAAAUGGCAGUCAGCCACCAGCAUUGUUUCUCUGAAGAUGAUUCAACACCAAGGCAUUAUUAUUAUUGUUGUUAUAGUUGUUGUUAGAUUCAAAUACCAUGAUUAUUUACCUACAAGGUUGUCUGCCCUAGGAAAGGUUCAGUCACGACAUCUUGUUACGUGCAUUGUUUUGACAAGACUUUGAGUUGCGUGAUUUGGCUCAUUGAUAGUUUUUUGCUCAUAUUUCAUGGUUGAUAAUGGGUUGCUGUGACCCAGAUGCAAGUGUAGCCAGGCACUACAAGGACAGAGGAAGUGGAAGCUGGCUGCUGUGAGACAUUCCAGUACUGUUACAACUUAAUAAGUACAGCACAGAGGCUCUUGUACUUACUGUCAUUUUAAAGGAAUUUAAUUUAUAAUGCCUGGAUUCUUUUUAACCCCAAUAAUAGUUUAGUUACUCAGUGACAAGAGUUUGGUGUAUCAUAUCUUGGGUUACACGAGAUGAUUAACUAAAUUGACAUAAGGUAAAGCCUUUUUUGUUUCCCUAGGAAAGGAAACUGUUAGGUGUAUUUAUUAUUACUUGUUGGAGUAAUUAAGAGUCUUCAUGCUUUGUGAAGUUAAAGUUGCACAGAUUGUAUAAUUGCUGAAUGUGUAAUGCAAUAGAGAUGUAUGUUGUAUUUGUAUAUACAUAUACAUAGAUUUAUAUAUAUACAUUAAAUAUAUAUAUACAUUUAUAUAUAUAUAUGUCAUACCAUAUUGGUAAUGAAAAAGUGGUUAGUUAUAAAUAAGGUGUUUUCAUGAGGGGUGAUGAUAAUGACGAGUACAUAUUUUUUUUACAAUACCCAGUAUUUUUCAGUGUCAUUGAGUGAUGAGUAUGUUUCUGUGACCCAGGGCUAGCCAGCACUCCAGAAAAAUCUGACACGGCAAUAGUUAUAUGUUCUCUGUAUUUGGUGUCGGUUUGAUGGUUUUUGUCUGAGUUCACAGAAUUAAUUUUUUUGCCUCCAUUGCCUGGCCAGCCCUGCUGUUCCUUCCUUCCCUCGCGCUCUACAUCCCAACCAGUGCAAUACAAGCUGAUGUUUAACAAUACCUCAUAGAUUAACACUCGGCCAUCAAGCACAUGAGACAAAAUAUCUGUUUGUUGCUGGAUGAUGUGAAUCUUGAUUAGCAACUCAGAACAAGGUUUGUGUCAUGAUGGCAAAUAAAAUUGCCAUACUUGUCAUUGUGUUAGACCAGCAGCAAAGUGAAAUGUUCUGCAGUCAUUUUAAGCUGUUUAAUGUUAAAAGGCCAUUGGUCCACCUCAAUAUGUAUAUUGGAAACAUGAAUAUUUUCUGUAUACACUUGUAAAUAUUCAGUCAUGUUCUUUUUAUAAAAAAAAAAAACAUUGCUUUUUAGGAGUAUGGAGGUCCUACUAAAUAAUAACUCAAUUGAUGAUAAGAUGUAUAACAAUAAUUUUACUUCUAUAUAAAGAAAGUUUUUUUCUUGUUUGAGGGAGAGAGGAUGAGCUCUUGGCAGUGUGAACUCAAAGGAGCUUAUUGUAUACUUGUUUCACAUUAGAUAAUGUCUUUUUUAGACUCAUUACAUAAACCCUUAAAAGCUAAUUACCAUAUCAUGCUGUGGGUGGGCCUCAUGGGAAUGUUGUCUGGGACUGAUGUAGGACAUACAUUGCCACUCUUUCCUUCUCUCAGUACAUUAUUUGUAACUCAUUUGUAUCUGCUGUUUCCAUCACUGUCAUUUCUCAGUGUUCAUCUGCCUGUCAUCCUUUUGCACUAUUGUGUCAUUGCACACACCCCUACGCAGAUGACUCAGGACCAGUUUCCUAACCCAUGUUAAUUUUUAUUUUAUUUUAUUUAUAAUUAUUUUUUUAGUGAUCCUUGUAGUUGUGGCCACACUGUUCCUGCACUUGUCCUUUUUUUUUUUUUUUUUUUUUUUUUUUUUUUUUUUUUUAUAAAUGUCCUGUGACUUGCACAAUGCUCAGAGAUGUAGAAAGUGCAGAUGUGUUAUUGGUAUCCUCCAUUCCCAGCACCCAGGGGAGAGAGGAAUUCUUGGUUGGAUGCAAAAUCUCUAUUAUGUCUAUUCCUACAUUCUUUCAUAGUCUGAAUUUAGAUAUUUUAUACUUUUUAUGUAUACACUGUCAUCCUACUGACUUUUCAUAUGUGAUUACAGCAAGAUCAGUCAUUGUAGAAGGUCAUGCUUUCACCACCACCACCACCACCGCCACUGCUGCCACCACCACCUGAAUGAUACAUUCCUUAUGUAGUUUCUGUGAUAAACCCUCAUGACAUGAGUUUGGAGCCAUUUCUUUCAGGGCAACAAGAUCAGGACCUACCAUUUUUGUAUUGUCGUUUUAAUAUGAAUGCCACAUAAGGAAAGACAGUUGACAACGUGCAGAGGAAUAGUGUGUGUGGCAUUCUGUACAAACAAAAAUUUAAGUUUGAUGCUUUUUUGGUGAUUUUUUUUUUUUUAUAAACAAUGAAGAAUGUAUGGAAAAAAGAAAGUAAACUGUUUAAUGAUUGCCUUUAUGGUAAAAUAAUCUGAUGUCCUUGACUUGGAAAUUGCUUGCCAUCCAUUGCCUGCACUACACAUUCACCAUACAUGCAAUAUUGGUGCUGGAAAGAGUUAAGAUUAUCUUUGAAACAUGAUAAAAGGAGUUCUUGGAUAUAACAUUUAACAUCAUCAUAAUUUAAUCUUUGCUGACUAUAACAUUAAUUUAUGGAAAAAAUGUCAAGACUUACAUCGAAACAUGAAAAAAAAAAAAAAUCACAGCAUUUGUUAUUAUCUGCUGCUGACAGUGUUUUAAAAUGUUAUUUUCUUGUUGAAGUUUAUUUUCACAAUAAAAUGUACAUACAUGAUAAUAAUGAGAUGAUGGUGGUGACAAGAAGGAGUAAUUUUUUUUUUUAAUAAUAACACUACAUGAUUGCUCUCCAAGUGUUUACAUGUACCAGUUAAGGGAGCCUCGUCCUGUCCCAAUACUGUUUGAUGUCUUGUGAAUACCAUGAGGGAUUUUAACUCUCAUACUGGAUGUGUAUAGUGACCAUGUUUCUUCUUGCACAAUAAAACGUAACCGAGCACAGUUUCCGCUAGCAGUCCUUAGGAGCGAGACAAGCAAAGGGUAGCAGUGAAUUUCCAUGUGCCUCAGAAGGGAGGGUGGGAAUUGCUUGAAGCUGUGAUUGUGAUGUGCUUGUGGUGAUGGUGGGGUCCAGUGCCCUGUCAGUUUUAUGGUGAAUUCCUAUUAAAACAAUAUGUACAGUAGAUAUUAAGGGGUAGUCAUGUCCACGAAAUAUAUAUAUUCUGUUGA
This is a messenger RNA of Scylla paramamosain (green mud crab), 5788 nucleotides long. It is a transcript of the gene numb, whose product is annotated as protein numb-like. Gene Ontology annotation, cellular component: cytoplasm. The record is from RefSeq and is a predicted model, not a curated record. Bases 673 to 2520 code for a protein of 615 amino acids. The transcript is spliced from 12 exons. Lineage: Eukaryota; Metazoa; Arthropoda; Malacostraca; Decapoda; Portunidae.